AUGGAAAUCCCGCCCACACCGAAGCUCUUUCAGCCAUUACAGAUUGGCAAUGUCACACUCCGCCAUCGCAUCGUCAUGGCUCCCAUGGCUCGAUUCCGCGCGAACGACGACCACGUCCCCCUCCCAUUCGUGAAAGACUACUACGCGCAACGCGCCUCAGUCCCAGGCACUCUGCUCAUUACCGAAUCAACCGUGGCCUCGCCGGACGCUGUCGGUUUUCCCAACAUGCCAGGCAUAUGGUCUGAUGCGCAGGUAGCAGCGUGGCGAGAAAUCGUUGAUGCUGUGCACGCCAAGGGUAGCUUCAUCAUCUGUCAGCUCGUGCACCUUGGACGGACUGCUUCAGCAGAGGUCUUAGAGCAGAGAGGCCUUGAUGUCGUCGGACCUAGCGCCAUACCCAAGGAUUCCGCAUCUGCGAUGCCGCGAGAGCUUAGUGACUCGGACAUCCGCCGCAUCAUUGCUUCAUUUGUAGUUGCUGCCCGAAACGCCGUGGAGAAGGCUGGUUUCGACGGUGUCGAGAUCCACGGUGCAAACGGGUACUUGGUCGAUCAGUUUACGCAAGAUCUGUCCAAUCAGCGGAGCGAUACGUGGGGAGGCAGCAUUGAGAAUCGGUCGCGUUUUGCGCUUGAGACCGUAAGGGCUGUUGCCGAUGCAGUCGGGGAGAAGAGGGUUGGCAUGCGGCUUAGCCCAUGGAGCGUCUAUCAGAGCAUGAGGAUGGCCGAUCCGAUACCCCAGUUCACAUACCUUAUCAAGGCACUCGGAGAGCUAGGGCUGGCGUAUCUGCAUCUGAUUGAGCCUUGGGUCGUCGGCGAUUCCGAUGUUGAAAUCGAUGACAACAACAAAAUUGCGUCUCGCCAUCGGAAGGAAGACUCCAAUGUUCCUCUGGUAGAAGCAUGGAAUACCCCGCGACCCGUAUUACUCGCAGGGGGGUUCAGCACUACGACUGCGCAUAGUGCCGUGGAAAAGACGUAUGCGAACAGAAACGUAGCGAUUGUAUUUGGGCGUUAUUUCACGUCUAAUCCGGAUCUCGUGUUUAGGAUUAAGAAGGGCAUCGCAUUCGCGCCGUACGAAAGGGCGGGCUUUUAUGAUAUGGGGAAUCCAAAGGGCUAUGUGAGUUAUAGGUUUUCGGACGAAUUUCAGCGUGAGAUAGAUGGAGGGCAUGCAUAA
Messenger RNA from Cucurbitaria berberidis CBS 394.84, 1164 nucleotides. Its product is annotated as NADH flavin oxidoreductase/12-oxophytodienoate reductase. Gene Ontology annotation, molecular function: FMN binding; NADPH dehydrogenase activity. Bases 1 to 1164 code for a protein of 387 amino acids. The record is from RefSeq and is a predicted model, not a curated record. Lineage: Eukaryota; Fungi; Ascomycota; Dothideomycetes; Pleosporales; Cucurbitariaceae. The transcript has a single exon.